CGUGGGAGGCACGAAACCCUUCCACGCGUGGGGAGGUAUUUAUAGCGGCUGACGAGGCGGGGUGCGAAGAUGCGAGCUCUCGCGGCGGCGGCGGCGGCAGCGGCGACCACUGCAGCGGCGGCGCCUUCUUCCUCCCCCGCGCGCUUCCGUCUCCGCCUCGUCGUCACCCCGCGCGCCUCGUUAGGUCACUGUAGAGCAUCUUCCUCCGCAAGGUCACCGAGGAGAGCCUGUUACGCGACCACCAUGGGGGACGAGACCUCCACCUCCGUCGACACGCAGUCGCAUGAACCUGCAGGAGUGGGAGCUGGGAGUGUCAAGCAACAGCUCUCCAAGUUGGUUACUGCAUCACUCCAGACUACGGUCCCCGAAGUGGAAGUAGAGCCUAUGGUUGAAGUUUGUACAGGAAAGUUUGGUGAUUACCAGUGCAACAAUGCAAUGGGAUUAUGGUCAAGAAUUAAAGGAUCUGGGACAAGUUUCAAGAAUCCCAAUGCAAUUGGACAGGCCAUUGCCAAGAACCUGCCUCCAUCUGACAUUAUUGAAUCCACAUCUGUUGCUGGACCUGGUUUUGUGAAUAUUGCCUUGUCCAACAGCUGGGUUGCAAAGAGAAUACAAGAUAUGCUUGUGAAUGGUAUCAAAACAUGGGCACCAAUCCUGCCAGUUAAGAGGGCGGUGCUUGAUUUUUCAUCCCCUAAUAUUGCGAAGGAAAUGCAUGUCGGGCAUUUAAGAUCAACAAUCAUUGGAGACACCCUUGCCUGCAUGUUUGAAUUCUCCAAUGUUGAAGUUCUCCGCCGUAAUCAUGUUGGGGACUGGGGCACACAGUUUGGAAUGCUCAUACAAUAUCUAUUCGAAAAAUUCCCAAACUGGGAGGAAAUAGGUAGCCAGGCUAUUGGUGACCUUCAGACUUUCUAUAAAGCGUCCAAGAACAGAUUUGAUGGUGAUCCGGAAUUUAAAGAUAGAGCUCAACAAGCAGUUGUUAGACUACAGGGAGGGGAAGAGAGAUAUCGUGCUGCUUGGAACAAGAUUUGUGAAAUCAGCAGGAAUGAAUUUGACUUGGUGUACAAGCGCUUAAAUGUAAAGCUCGAAGAAAAGGGAGAGAGCUUUUAUAAUCCCUAUAUCCCGCAAGUCUUGGAGGAAUUGAAUAACAAAGGAUUAAUAAACGAAAGUGAGGGUGCUAAAGUAAUAUUCAUAGAAGGUCAUCAAAUCCCUUUGAUAGUCGUCAAAAGAGAUGGUGGCUUUAACUAUGCCUCGACAGACUUAACUGCUCUAUGGUAUCGGCUUAAUGUUGAGAAGGCAGAAUGGAUAAUAUAUGUAACAGAUGUUGGGCAGCAGCAGCACUUUGACAUGUUCUUUAGUGCUGCCAGAAUGGCUGGCUGGCUUCCAGAUGCAAAAGAAAAGAAGUUUCCGAAAACAAAUCAUGUUGGGUUUGGCCUUGUUCUUGGAUCAGAUGGCAAGCGUUUCCGAACUCGUAGUACUGAAGUUGUUCGAUUGAUAGAGCUACUUGAUGAGGCUAAAUCUCGUAGCAAAUCAGAACUUCUCCAGCGACUCACAGAAAAUGGUAAAAUUGUUGACUGGACUGAGGAGGAACUAGAAAAUACUUCAGAAGCAGUAGGAUAUGGUGCUGUCAAGUACGCAGAUCUGAAGAACAAUCGUCUUACCAAUUACACAUUUAGCUUUGAACAAAUGCUGAGUGAUAAGGGAAACACUGCUGUCUACCUUCAGUAUGCCCAUGCUCGCAUUUGUUCUAUAAUCAGGAAAUCCAACAAGGAUGUGGAAGAGCUAAAAAUGAGUGGUUCCAUUUCUCUUGAUCAUCCAGAUGAACGCGUCUUGGGACUGUAUCUGAUCCGAUUUGCAGAGGUUGUGGAAGAGGCGUGUACCAACCUACUUCCAAAUGUCCUGUGUGAAUACCUGUACAACCUUUCUGAAAUGUUCACAAGAUUUUACACCAACUGCCAGGUUGUUGGAUCGCCGGAGGAGACGAGCCGACUGCUGCUCUGUCAAGCGACGGCGGUCGUGAUGCGACAAUGCUUUGAGCUGCUCGGGAUCACACCAGUUUACAAGCUUUAAUCGGGCCCACGUUCGAUUGCCAUCUCUAUACCCAAUUUUCAUACAAAACGUCUUUAAUGGUUGCAGUUCUUUUUGUCAUGUAACCCCAGAUGAUGACGCUUCUGACAUAUUCUGAUCUCGGUUGCUGCACUCGAACGCAACAAUUGGAAAGGCCGUAGCAAAGAAAGAUUUUCCUUGUUUGAUUUCUUGCA
Molecule: messenger RNA, 2255 nt
Organism: Oryza brachyantha (malo sina)
Lineage: Eukaryota; Viridiplantae; Streptophyta; Magnoliopsida; Poales; Poaceae
Product: arginine--tRNA ligase, cytoplasmic-like
Exons: 18
Coding region: 70-2064 (664 amino acids)
Biological process (GO): arginyl-tRNA aminoacylation
Cellular component (GO): cytoplasm
Molecular function (GO): ATP binding; arginine-tRNA ligase activity
Source: RefSeq, a predicted model, not a curated record